ACCCACUCCACUAUAUAACUAUCUCGACCUUUAUUUGUUUUCUCUCAUCAACUCAAACUUGUAGCACUGAAGUGAUAAGUUUCUUUCACAUUACCUUUCGAAAAUCCUCCGAUUUCUUCCCUUGUUAAUAAAACUUCAAAUGGCCACUUCAUCGGUGAUGCAGUCCAUCCUGGUGAGCCCGGUGGUGAGCGUCGCGAAAGGGUUGGGUUCGAAUCGGUUGAGCCCUUACUGCCGUAUGCCCCAUCAGAGGAGGAGUUCUAGCAUUGCAGUGCGCUGCACGGCCGAGGAUGGUGAUCAGAAGGAGCAAGCGGCACCCACGGCCACUCCAUCAACUCCGUCACCCCUGCCGAUUCCUCCACCUCCCCCGAAGGCUAAGGUCAGCACCGAUUUCUCCGACGUGUUCGCAUUCAGCGGUCCGGCGCCGGAGAGAAUCAACGGCAGGCUCGCCAUGAUCGGCUUCGUGGCUGCGAUCGCCGUGGAACUAUCCAAGGGCGAGGACCUGUUCGCCCAGAUAUCCAACGGCGGGAUCCCGUGGUUCCUGCUGACCACCGGUGUGCUGUCCGCAGCGUCUCUGAUCCCUUUGUUCAGUGGAGUGACCGUGGAGUCGAAGUCGAAGCCGUUCUGGAGCUCCGAUGCUGAGAUGUGGAACGGAAGAUUUGCUAUGCUGGGUUUGGUUGCAUUGGCCUUCACCGAGUUUGUCAAGGGUGGGGCCCUAAUUGUAGGUCCUGUUUGGAUGGAAAUUCAGAAUUAUCAAAAUGGUGUCACAUUUGUAGUUGGACCCACAAAAAAUAUGUUAAAUUUUGUAAAGAUGUCGUCAUUAGUAAUGUUUUGAUAAUGUAUCAUUGCGGCUUUUAAAUGCACUAAAAUUUAGGAUGA
Rhododendron vialii is the source of this 876-nucleotide messenger RNA. RefSeq names its product early light-induced protein 1, chloroplastic-like. Lineage: Eukaryota; Viridiplantae; Streptophyta; Magnoliopsida; Ericales; Ericaceae. The record is from RefSeq and is a predicted model, not a curated record. Bases 140 to 832 code for a protein of 230 amino acids. The transcript has 3 exons.